Globicephala melas (long-finned pilot whale) is the source of this 4534-nucleotide messenger RNA. RefSeq names its product calcineurin like phosphoesterase domain containing 1 (gene CPPED1). Lineage: Eukaryota; Metazoa; Chordata; Mammalia; Artiodactyla; Delphinidae. The record is from RefSeq and is a predicted model, not a curated record. Gene Ontology annotation, molecular function: hydrolase activity.
GCCCCGCGCGCCCGCCGGCCCGGCCCCGCCCCGCCCCGAGCAGAGGGCGCAGCCCCCAGCCGGGCAGGCCCCAAACGGCAGUUGGGCGGUUAGGAGUCGCGCCGCUCCUCCUACGCAGUGGACUCCUUCGAGGCGGAAAACUUGCCAUGUCGGCUGCGGAGGCGGGAGGUGUUUUCCUCAGAGCUCGGGGCAGGACCCUGGACGCGUUUUCCUCAGAAAAGGAAAGGGAAUGGAAAGGCCCGUUCUACUUCAUCCAAGGUGCAGACCCACAGUUCGGACUGAUGAAGGCCUGGUCCACUGGGGACUGUGACAGCGGCGGCGACGAGUGGAAGCAGGAGAUCCGUCUGACUGAGCAGGCCGUCCAGGCUAUCAACAAGCUGAGCCCCAAGCCCAAGUUCUUUGUUCUGUGCGGGGACCUCGUCCAUGCCAUGCCCGGGACGCCCUGGCGGAAGGAGCAGACGGAGGACCUGCAGCGGGUGCUCAGGACCGUGGACAGCGAGAUCCCACUGGUCCUUGUCAGCGGCAACCAUGACGUGGGCAAUGUCCCCACCCCCGAGACCAUCGCGGAGUUCCAGCAGACUUGGGGAGAUGACUAUUUCAGCUUCUGGGUUGGGGGCGUCCUGUUCCUCGUCCUCAACUCCCAGUUCUUAUACGAUGCCUCCAUGUGCCCUGCCUUGAAGCAGGCCCAGGACCAGUGGCUGGACCAGCAGCUGAGCAUCGCAGGGCAGCGGAAGUGCCAGCACGCCAUCGUCUUCCAGCACAUCCCGCUGUUCCUGCAGAGCGUCGACGAGGACGACAGCUACUUCAACCUCACCAAGCUGGUGCGAAAGGAGAUGGCAGACAAGUUCUCCCGAGCAGGUAUCAAAGCUGUGUUCUCAGGCCACUACCACAGAAAUGCCGGGGGCACCUACCAGGACCUCGACAUGGUGGUAUCAUCUGCCAUUGGAUGCCAGCUGGGCAAAGACACCCACGGGCUCCGAGUCGUGGUGGUCACCGCUGAGAAGAUCGUCCAUCGAUACUACAGUUUAGAUGAGCUGAGUGAGAAGGGAAUAGAAGACGAUCUGAUGGAUUUGUUGAAGAAAAAAUGAUUGCCGAUUAUGAUUUAUUCACUUUUCACUUCUACUUUUUCAUUUUGGAAGAAACGGCAGCUGCACACAACCCCAUAUUGAAAUAAAAAAGUGUACCAGGCAGAUUUGUGAAUUUACGUCCUUUCGCUUCAAUCAGAGAGCUAGGUCCUGUCGUAAAUGAUAUUUAAAAUAGAACUGCCCUCCCUAUGCAAAAGAGAGGGGAGGAGCCUGGGAAUGAAAGAAUAAAUGAUAUUAUUAGAAUCUCUCUGCAUGGGUGAUUGAAUAAGUUCUCCUAAUGAUGUGUCUCUCAACUCUGCUCUGAAUUAGAUGGUUUUCUGGCAUCAUAUGGUAAAUGUCAACCUAUCGAUCUCAGUCACACCCUGAUAUCCAAGUGUGAUCUCUGAUGAUUCUUUGAACAAAAUUCAUCUGAUUAUAGUAAACCGUGGUCACAACUCCCAAAAUGCUAGGCAAAAUGAAGAUCAUCUCCUUUCCUUCCUAACAAAACAAAUAAUUGUGUUCCGUUACCAGAGCCAGAAACUCAUCUGGCUGAGGAGCUGGGUAGCCGACAUUUACUGUUAAAGUCUGGGACAUCUGUUAUGGCCGAUGAUGAAGCGGAUACAAGUCAAAGCUCGAGUUUACCUUCAUGGCGGCUAGAAAAGUCACUUUUGCACAUAAAUCGUCCAUAUUCAAAAACCUCAUCCCGGAGACUAGAACCGAAGCCCUAAAAGGCCGCCUCUGCAGUCAUGGGCAGCACGUCUGAUUCACUCACGUUCACAUUCGCUGCUGCAGUAACUCCCUCCGCAUGUGGAUGUUCUCGUGUGAUCGGAAUCAUCCUCCGUUUAUGAGACUCUUAGCUCUGUCUACUUUGACAGAAAACAUGGGAAUUGAUGCAGAGUUCUUCAGAAACCAAGCAGAAAUUCCUGUGGGGCAAAAACAGUGCUUUUAGCCAUGUUAUCUAAAUUGGCACCAAUUUUGAUUAGAUGUGCUGGUGCAGGAUCCCUUGACCAAGGAGCGUGGAUGGGUUAAAAUCAGCAUUGUCUUUGUUUAAUCUACCUCGCUGCUGCUUCUCUGCGGCUCCUGACCACUGCGUAAUUUUAUCCAUGCCGCCUUUUCCAGCAGUCAUCCUGGUGGACAGGGAGCCUGGGUACUCGCCAUCCUGCCAGGAAAACUUCACAGCGUUAUGCAGUAGCAUUCAGUCAUUCUAACAAAACAAAACAAAAACACAAAAAACUGGUUGCAAAUGAACUGCAAAGUCCAUUAAAUUAAAAGACUUUCAUGUUAAAAAGCUUCAGUCAGUGUAGCAAAACCAUGUGAAAUUAAAUAGAAAGGUAACUGGAUAUAUAAAUUCAUAAGGAACAAAAGACAAGAAGUUAAUUUUACUACAGAUCAGUGACACACCAUAGCUCAUUGUUAUGUGGCAAGAAAUUAAAAAUUUUCAAAAUUAGAAUGCUCCUGUUUUAGAGUUCUGCUGCAUUCUUGCUUCGCAUUCGUCUUUCUUGACAACAGAUGGGGAUAGAAGAGAUCAAGAAGGGGAAUUCAGUAAGAGGCGUAACGCAUAAGCCAUGCGUUUGAGGCCUGAGAUGUGGUAACUUCAGAAUCGGACGUGAGCAACGUGAACCAGGACCAUCAGUGCGGAUGUGGGUCUCCUGGGGGAAACGGGGAGAGUUUAAUCACCACGGACUGGAGCUCUCUUAGUCACGUCACCUGUGCAAAAUGCUCUAGACUGUGGCACUUGGGUUUGGGAAGGAUAUGGGAAUAAUUAAAAGUAAUUGAAAUGAAACUUCUAAAUCUCCUUCUCCAAAAACCUAAUAAGGGAGAUAAUUGAUUCAAAACACAGCAAGAAUAUGCUACGAAUAGGGAAUCCUAUGAAAUUCUCACCAUUUUUAAAGUAACCAAACAGCAGUAUUCCCCAGUGGUGAUAGGUUCAGAAAGCAGUUAGGAAAUGAUAGUGUAUCAUUCUGAUAAUAAUUACCAAUGCGUUCACUUAUGAGUCCUUUUUCUUUAAAAAAAAAAAAAGACAUAUAUUUUUUAAGUGCCUUAUACUGGGAUAAACAAUAAAACACACCAUGAUCAUAAGUGCUAUGGUUUCGAAUGUUUAUUAGGUGCUAAGUACUGUUUUAAGUCCUUUGGCUCAGAGAGGUGGGGCCGCUUGGCCAAGGUCACUCACCUCACCAGUGGGGAGCGAAGGAUUGAGAUACAAACAGUCCAGCUGUUGAGCCUACGCUCCCUGACAUUAUCCUCUUUCCCGGAAAACGUUUUUCACAGGUGAGAGGUUUGUACCCGCUCUUGGCAACACGGCACCCAGUUAGCUGGAGGCCCUGGGACUUCAUCCCAGCGUUUGUAAAGCCUAGGCAAGGCCCAGAAGCCCCUUCUCUGACACCAGGUUCAGGGUGGCAAAAGCCUGUCCAAGGAGCAGGUCGUUCCAGGCAGAGAAUUUUCACUGGAGGAGAUUGAAAAGCUGAAUUGAACCGUAAUGGGCCACAGGACACAGCUCUGGCCACAACAGUAAACACUUCAUCAGAUGAAGCUUCCCUUCUUGUUUAUAGUUUUUACCCCAGCGGGUAGGAAGCCAGCAUCUCUCUCAGGGCAGAGAGGGCCACCUAAUGCUCCCCCCCUCCAAUUAAUCAUUUUAAUUGGGAAAAAAAUAAGGGGCUGCUAAUGGAGGAAGCUUAUUUAAAGUGAUCUAGAACUGGACUGUCAGGACUCAAGGGUGGGUUUGUGAGUAGCAGGUGGGGAGAUGAUCAUCUAACUGCAUUUGGUUUUUACAAUAAGUAAGUUUAUCUCAAGUCUUCAGUCAUGUUUACCCCCAAGUUGGAGAACGGGGAAAAAAUGUAGUAAACUUCAUGGCACUAACAAACAGAACAUUUCAUAAUAUCCUGAUUUUUCAGCAUUGCUAGUUAGUCAGUCCCUAAUAGAGGGUUAUGAGGCAAACACUAGUUUUAAGCCUGACUAAUGACACUAGGACUGGGAAAAGAAUCUAAAAAAGAGUGGACAUAUAUGUAUAUAUAUAACUGAUUCACUUUGCUGUACAGCAGAAACUAACACAACAUUGUAAAUCAACUAUACUCCGAUAAAAAUUACAGUAUGGAGGUUCCUUAAAAAACUAAAAAUAGAACUACCAUAUGACCCAGCAAUCCCACUACUGGGCACAUACCCUGAGAAAACCAUAAUUCAAAAAGAGUCAUGUACCACAAUGUUCAUUGAAGCACUAUUUACAAUAGCCAGGACAUGGAAGCAACCUAAAUGUCCAUCAUUGCAUGAAUGGAUAAAGAAGAUGUGGCACAUAUAUACAAUGGAAUAUUACUCAGCCAUAAAAAGAAACGAAACUGAGUUACUUGUAGUGUGGUGGAUGGACCUAGAGUCUGUCAUACCGAGUGAAGUAAGUCAGAAAGAGAAACACAAAUACCGUAUGCUAACAGUUCUAUUAAAAGCAUAUAUAUAUAUGGAAUCUAAAAAAAAAAAAGGUA